Messenger RNA from Bombina bombina (fire-bellied toad), 1015 nucleotides. Its product is annotated as microfibril-associated glycoprotein 4. Gene Ontology annotation, biological process: elastic fiber assembly. The record is from RefSeq and is a predicted model, not a curated record. The transcript is spliced from 6 exons. NCBI's taxonomy places the organism in Eukaryota, Metazoa, Chordata, Amphibia, Anura, Bombinatoridae. Bases 1 to 792 code for a protein of 263 amino acids.
AUGAAGGUUCUUCUCCUAUACUUGCUGUACAGUAUUGACGUAUCCUUAGGGAAGCCAACGCACGCAAAUGCUUCGGUAAUCUCAUAUUCUCAUGAAGUUUUUUCUGAUUUGUACCCUAUUGACUGCCAGGAACUCUGGGAUAAAGGCAGGCGCAAAGAUGGGACGUACAUUAUAUAUCCCCAGGGACCCCAGCACGCUGUGCCUGUAUACUGUGACAUGAAAACCAACAACUUGGUAUGGACGGUAUUUCAGAAACGGUUUAAUGGUUCUGUGGAUUUUAACCAAGACUGGGACUCUUACGUAAAAGGAUUCGGAAAUGCAGAUGGAGAAUACUGGCUGGGUCUGUUGAACAUCUACUACUUGACCAUGAAGGGGGACUAUAAUCUGUUGGUACAUCUGGAAGACUUUGAGGGAAACGAAGCCUCUGCUGUGUAUAGCAAGUUCGGCCUCUCAAGAUCAGCCCUAAACCCAGAGCAAGAUGGCUACAGACUGUACGUUAGCGACUUCAUAGAUAAUGGGGCAGGUGACUCUCUAAGCUAUCAUGCAGGACACAUGUUCUCCACUUUUGACAAGGACCAAGAUAACAGCGUGCAGAACUGUGCCAAGUACUGGGGUGGUGGGUUCUGGUACACUGAAGAUGGCUGUGCCAUGGCUGGGCUCAACGCCCACUACGUAACCCCAAAACAAAAUCCUGUUCUCCAUCCAACUUUCUCCUGGAUUCCUUGGGUGGAUUAUCCAGAAGCACUGAAAUCCAGUGAGAUGAAGAUGAGCAGGACCCAAACAAAUAACUAAUAUUUGUGCUUCCUAUAAGCCUUACUACUGCACCGGGGUUGUUCUAUUAACUGGUGGGGUGAGCUCAGGCUGGAGGUAUGAGGGUGGGCAUUGGCUUUUUAAUGGGCAUUUAUCAGGUAUCCGUAUAAACUAAUCUAUUCUGUAUGAUGCAUCUGUACUGAAAUAGUCAAGAUGGCAUCAUGACUGUGUAUAACCCAAGCAUGUAAUAAAUAGCUUUCCUGCA